This is a messenger RNA of Poecilia latipinna (sailfin molly), 7113 nucleotides long. RefSeq names its product zinc finger protein 576, tandem duplicate 1 (gene znf576.1). Lineage: Eukaryota; Metazoa; Chordata; Actinopteri; Cyprinodontiformes; Poeciliidae. The record is from RefSeq and is a predicted model, not a curated record. Bases 146 to 6721 code for a protein of 2191 amino acids. The transcript has 10 exons.
UCGACGUAACGUCGCGCGCUCUGCAUCUGCUCAGUGGUGGCUUUGUGAGAACCGACGCAGAGAUGUUUGGGCGGUCGAGUCGGGCCAGUUAGGAAAAAAGGAAGUGAUUUUCACGGUUGCAUAUGAGACACUGAAGCAGAGAGCCAUGCAGCGUUCACCAGAGGAUCACACUGAAUCCAGCCCAGUGGUCAUGUCUGCUGCAGAGCAUCAACAGGACACAGAGGCUCAACCGACCCAAAGCAAACCAGUUAAUCAAGAGGGGAAGGACAAACCAGAUGCCCCUUCUCAGACCACCACCACACCUACAAGUAUGAGCCUAAAUCCUCCCCUGGAUAAGGAGCCUGGUGUCCAGUCCCAGGCAGAGUCCAGGGAAAAUGCUGGAAAGGCAGAUACAGACCCUACUGCAAAGCCCAGUGCCCCACCAGGACCGGCUGCUGAGAGUGAUGGGCAGGGAGUAAAAAAACAAGGCAAAGGUUCGAGCGAUGGGAGGAGAUAUGUUUCUUCCAGGGACACCAUGAUCUCUGACAUGUCAGAGUCAGAGGUCAUGGAUCUCACAUCAUCUCAGAUCUCUCUGCAUUGCAUAGAGUGCCAUAUAAUCUUCAGUGACCUCAAAGGCAAAGAACGUCACAUGAAGCACAGCCACCCCGCUGAGUAUGAGCAGUGCAUCCUGAGGAAUUCGCUUUUUGCCUGUUAUGUUUGCGACCGCCACUUCACAAACUCAACAGAGCUCUUGGCCCACCAGAAGGCCCACCCAGACAAGAAACCCUUCAAGUGUCCGAUCUGCAGUCAGUCCUUUAAGAAGUCAUCAGAGCUAACGGCCCAUAAAAAGAUUCAUUUUGGUCAGGACGGGUAUGCCUGCAAGGACUGUGGCAAGACUUGCAAGACGCUGACAUUGUUAAAGUAUCAUCAGCGCAAGCACUCAGGAGAGACACCUUAUGUUUGCAAGGAUUGUGGAAAGAGGUUCCCCUUAUCCAAAGCUCUGCAAAAGCACAUUGACUCACAUUCCUUAGAUGGAGCUGAAGUGGUUGAAGUGGAUACAGUGUCGACAGCAGCAACGAAAACAAGCAAAGCUGACGGUGCUUCUCGCAGGGUUUACAUUUGUUCUGUGUGCAAGGCCACUUUCAAGAGUCUCAGAACACGGCAGCAGCAUCUGAUAACAAAGCACAAAUUUGACGCAAUCACUAACCCUUUUCGAGCUGGGCUACAAAAUACCCCUCUUAUAAGUCCAAUAUCUAUUUCCCAACCAGCGCUAUUGCAAGUGGAACCCAACGGACCUCUGCAAAAAGUCGACGCCAAUAUUGACACUGAGCAGAUUCGGAAACUUAUUGAAUCGUUGGGAAAUGUGCAGAAAGUAAAUAAAGUUGUUAUACUGGGGCAGGUGCCACCAAAUGCCCCACCACUGCAGGUGCAGCAGGUGUCAGAACCAGCAGCAAUGGCUGAUUUGAAUCUGGGCCCACCACAGACAGAUUUUACUGGACUCAAACCGGCAGGAUCUAAGACACUUCAACUGGACACUUUAGUCAGCCCAAUGGAUCAAACAAUUAUACUGGAGCCUAUUACUCCAGAAGGACAGCUGGAAACCCCCUCCUUCUCAGAGCUGGGCUCCCAUGUAGCUGCAGAAGAGCGCGUAGAGUUGACACUCAUUCCAGCUGAACAAACUGAAAGACUCGAAGAAGCAGCAAUACAUCAGAACCUUCAAAAGCCUGAAAUUAGUCCAAUGAACUAUGACCCUAGUCUUUGUCAGAAUGAGGUAGCUGAUCUCAAGGAAAACCUUGAACAAACGUUCAUUUUAGAACUUACCCCUGCUUUAAUGCCUGCUGCGGAGCUCGAACAGUCUCAAAGUGAACCACAAAAUGGGAUUAUUUCCUCUUCUUUGGUUCAAAGCACAGAGCAGGAAACUCCUGAUCCGGCUCCAAGUGACACUGUAGAAGAUGCAAAAAAGGCCAAGAUACCAGUCCCACCACUCACACCCACAGUUGAGUUGGAACUUACAUCAACACACUCAGAGGAACAGGACCUGUCGUCUUGCCCUUCUGCUCCACCAGAAACAAUCAUACAAGCUCCAAGUGAAUCUGAAGCAAAGGAAAAUACACAUUCAGAUACAGAAAAAGUAGGUCUAGAUCAGAUGCCUGCUAUUAAUGAAAAGACGAAAGAAAAGGACGAACAGGAUGUUUCUGAAAAAUUUCCAGCAGAAGACAAGAGCAGCUUGUCUACAGACCCUCAAGUAGAAACUCCGUCAAAAUUAGAGUCUAAAGAGGACCAGCAGAAAUCAGAGUUACCUGUGAGCGUCAUGUCAGCCCAAGAGUUAGUGAAGGUGCGGAAAAGAAAACCUGCUAGGACCUUUUUCUUUCAAGGAUAUAUGCAUGACCUGGUUGGAUCCAUAUACAGGGACGAUUUUCAGAUUGAUGCCAAGCCUGCGAAGCGCCAGCGGACUAAAAAGUCUUGUCUUGUUGUCAAAUUUGGCCCACAAGGCAAGGACAAGAAAUCCAAAAAACAGAAGAAGCCUGAACAAGAACAAACGCAGACACAAGACAAUUUGAUAAAAAGUAAAACAUCUCCUAAAAAACCUCCAGAGAAAGUACAGAAAGUACAAACACCGAAGAAGACCGGAAAGGGGAAAAAGGAUAAGACUGAGAAUACGUCAUCAGGAAGUGACACAAAAUCACCUUCAACUCAUACUCCACAGGUGAAACAAGUCAAAGACGAUGCCAAGAAGAACAAAAUGAAAAAACAGAAAGAAACCAAGGAAGAUGUAGUGCAUAUCAGUAAGCAGAAACCUGUAGCUAUGCUUAAAAAGAAAAAAGCAGCAAAAAUAUUACAAAAAGAUCAACCUAAGAAUCCAAAGGAAGUGAAGGGAAAGAAAAACUCAACAAAAGCACAAAAAGUCCAUAAAGCAGAAGCCACUGAUUCAAACAUCAAUCAAGACUCUCUUCUUUUACUGAAAGGUCACAAGCAGCCCCAGCUAAAAGUGUACAAGUUAGACACUUUAAAGACAUCAGGCCCGACUCAGGAGGAUUCACCUCAUGAUUCGCAGUUCUCAGACAUUUCCAAAGCAGGUGGGAAGAAAAAAGGUACAAGAACCCAGAAAAACCAGAAGGGUCUCUCCCUGUUGUCGUCACUACAAGCUACACGUCAACAACCGCAAAUAAUACCCACCAAGCCAAAGACCACCAGGAAGCGUAAAGCAUCUUUGAAUGUUGAAACUGAAGGCGUGAUUACUUCAAAGCGUGCCUUAGAAUGUAAGGACUGUGGGGAGAAAUUCAGCGAAGUUGCUUCACUUCAAAAGCACAAGACAACAGCACACAUCAUCGAAAGUCCUGGCCUCACCUACACCAAUGGAAACAUCUUUGAGGGUGUCUCUGGAUUUGAUCUUUACCAGCUUCCCAAAGAGCAUGGUGGGGUGGUUAGGGUUAUGAAUGCUCCCACAGACUGGGAUACUGAGACUGAAAUGGGAGAGUUGACGUUGGAAGACCGUGAUCGAAGUGUCUCCUUUCCAGCUUUAAUUCCAUCUCCUUCCCUACAAAUCCCACUUCAGGAUGGUGAAAUGGGUAUCCAUGAACACAAUGGUGACAGUAAAACUGGGAAAGAAGAUCACUUCUGUACCUCUUCUGAACUUCAGUCUUCAUCUGAUGAACCCAAUAAUACAGAGACUCAAUCGAAUGUGACAACUGAAGCCUCUUUCCCUCCCUCAACUGAGCCAAAGGGUUCUAACACGGAAGAACCAGUGGCACCAGAAGAAGAUGCGCAAGAAGAUCCCAGGAAGAACCUCAACUUCCAAGCUAAAGUCCAAGGAAUAGCAGAUGAGGAUAUCAAGGAGGAUUUACUUCUAGAGGUGGAUUUGGUCACUGUUGGAGAGCAGGAGGAGAGAGACGAUGCUGAUUCUCAAAAUGAAUCCAAAAGAGUCUACAAGUCAAAUUGUGAGAUCACAAAUCACAAGCAAGUUGGUAAUGAGACAAGACAAUUCAGUCUAACCUGCCAGACUGUGUCUUGUUCUACCCAUCAGCCAGAGGUCAAAGAAGAGGAGGAGGAAACACUGGUUCAGAGGAGAAAAGAGGCAGUGAAAGAAGUUGUGACAGGUCAGAGCAGAAGAGGAGAACUCAAAAGUGAUUUGAUCUCAAAGACAAGUUCAGGACUGGAGCAAGAUGACGAACCAGAUGAAUGCUGGAUAGUUUAUGAAAAACAACUACUUCGCUCUGGUUUGGAAACAGCUGACCAAGAGAUUAGCACAAAGACACAACCCAGUCCUGAGAUGAAGACCAUUAAAGAUACUCCACCUGCGGCAUCUUUGCCUUCUGUUCAUGCAACAGUUGAAGAAGCUGCUGCGUUCGAGCUGAAAUCCCUUACCGCUGGUGUUGAUGAGGUUAUGAAUCAAAGACGGUUGCAGGGAGAAGAGGAAAGGGAGAGUGACCAGUCUCCUGGCAUCAUCCUGGAAAGGGUAAUUUCCUCUAAGCAAGGACCAACAACUGACAGGGAGAUGAGCUCGGCAACAGGAAGAAGCAAUCAAUCACAGGCUAUGGGUAGAAUUGCCGAGAACGAGGUUCAAGAUCCUGAAGGCCAUGAGAUCAAAGUUGAAGAGAACAGCUCAGACACUGUGGUAGUUGCACCCACCUGUCAAAACAGACAGAGUACCACUGGUGUGCAGCCAAAGCACCAUCAAGACAUAAGAAGCAUCCUGGUGAAAGAGGAAAGCAACUCUGUGGUGAACGGUACCAUGAGCCUGCACGGCAGUAGACACAUGCGAUGGAAUGUGGAACCAGUAAACAGUGAAAACACAGACAUCCCAUUAACGGAGGAUGGGGAAACAACAAGGGACAGUAGUGUCACUCCGGACUUCAAUUCCAACCAGUGCAUCUUUUACCCGGUAAAGGAGGAGGAGAGGGAGGUCUUACUGGGGGCCACUCAAACCAUUACAGAAAGCUCAACCCCUGAAGGGUCUGCCAAUGUAAAUCCGACAGAAUAUCAGAGUGCAGAUUGUAAUGCACAUGAAAGAAGAUCAUCACCGCCGAGCUAUCAAGAGUCGGUAGUCCCAGGUCUCCCAUCAGAACCAAGUGUUGGUGACUUAACAGAUGGACAAGCUGCUUCAGAUUCUGAGUUGCAGAAUCCAUCAGAUCUCCGAGACUUUCUCCUCCAGAGUUCUGAUGACGAAGACACGAGUGGUUUUGAAUUAUCUGAGCCUCAACUGGACAAGGAAGCCGAAAUUAUGGCUUACUUCAACAAGAACCAAACAAGCAGCAAACAGCUACCUCAUCAGUCCUAUUCAAAGAGUUUGCCAAAUUCAGCAAGCCAUCUUCAAGCACCACAUGAUGACAACAGGACAGAAAAGCCUAUAGAUUACUUCUCUGAAUAUUUUAGUUGGGAUACAUGGGUAGAAAUUGCAAGUUGUACGAAUAAACUUUCCAAGAUGCCAAACCCUGUGACAUGCAGAGAGGUCGCACGCUUCGUUGGGAUCCACAUUGCAAUGGGAACCUUAAAGUUUCCCAGUGCGAGGCUCUACUGGGAAGACCUGACGAAGGUGUCGUUGAUAGCUGAAGCCAUCCCACUGAACCGAUUCCUCGACCUUUCUCGGAUGUUGAAACUUUGUUCUUUUAACGAACCAAAAGAAAAUGUUACAGGUCGGCAGAAGGGGGAUACGCCCCGAAGCAGUCAAAGUUUAAUUUCUGGUCAUGGUGACAGUCGGAGCUCAGCAGAGCCAAACAGCUCACAGACAGAUGCUGAUCCGCUGUGGAAGGUUCGUCCAUUAUUGUAUCGCUUCAACGAAGGAUGUCGGUCGCUGAAACAGCCAGGGGAUUACGCCGUAGACCAAUACCCAGUAUCUCUGACUGGGAAGAUUCACAACAACAGACACUCUCUCCAAUCCACUACAUUGAUUGGGCUUAAUGGUUUAAUCACAAACUUGGAUCUUGAACUACAUCCUGCUGAGAACCAAGACUCAGUCGAAAAGAUGGUCCCCAAAGGGAGUACGUUGUUCCUCUGUAAACAGGAACUCUCCACCCCCGCCAUGCUGGAGCGCCUUUUAGCUGCUGGGAUCCAUGGAGCCGGCAGGGUAGAAGGAGCGCGGGGACAUAUUGGGGAUGAGUUUGUGAGCUCUGAUGGGAAGUUGAUGCUGCGCAGAACACACUGUGGCUUCAUACUUUCUACUGCAGGCAACGGCCAGAGGAACAUGGUCUCACUCAUAGACAGCUUUGAAAAGGCCCAGACGUCGGCACGUCUCAGCAGAGAUUUGCUAAAUCUGUACUCUACUCCACUCACGGUCUCUUUGCCAACCUGUUGGCCUCAAGCGGUCCUGUGGCACCUCACAGAUGCGGCCCUGGUGAACUCCUGGCUCCAGUACCGGCAGGAUUACAGAGCGGCAUCUGCCCCAAUGACGUUCAUGGCCUUCAGACUGGAGGUGUCUAAGGCUUUGAUUCUCUCCAGCGGGUUGGACACCCAGGACUCAAUUCCCCCACAGCCUCCUGAGGAGGACGCUCACCAUGCAAGUGAAGCGCCCAGUCCGGGACUGCUGGAGGAGAGUCCUCUGCCAGACUUAACCACCCGGUACGAUGGUACUGGCCACUGGCCGGAGCAGCUUGCAGAGGGGGAAGGAGGAAGGUGUCGCUUUGGGGACUGCCAAAGAACAUCACGAGUGCUGUGCCUUAAGUGCUGCGUCUUUCUUUGCAUCUCUCGCAACCACAACUGCUUUCUGAAUUUUCAUAAUCAAGAGAGUUCGGGAGAGGAGCAGUAAUACUGUCCUCACUCGGUAAAUAAUUGCUUUCUGAUUUAGAAUGUAAAUGUUUUUAUGAAGUAUGUGAAAACUGCUCCCCCACUCUUACAUUUUUUACAUGAUGACUUUUACUGGCAGUGCCAUGACUUUGUUGUACUGAUGCGAUGUAGAUGAUACAACUACUUUGUCAAGGCUUGUUAACUCACUGGGCAGAUGUAAAUAGAAUUUUUCCUUUAGAUGGAAUUUCACAAAACAGAAAUUAACCAAUCACUGUUUUGCAAAAUAUUACCAGGAAUGAUUUUUUUUAAAUUGUUUUUUCAUAUCUUUUACAUGAUUCAGUUAUACGUCCAUGAUGAAAUUUUCCAACCCAUACAUUUUUGUGUUAUUUAUUCCAAAUAAAAAAACAAAAAAAC